Capsaspora owczarzaki ATCC 30864 is the source of this 3061-nucleotide messenger RNA. RefSeq names its product transmembrane GTPase Marf. Gene Ontology annotation, molecular function: GTP binding; GTPase activity. The record is from RefSeq and is a predicted model, not a curated record. The transcript is spliced from 3 exons. Gene Ontology annotation, cellular component: mitochondrial outer membrane. Gene Ontology annotation, biological process: mitochondrial fusion; mitochondrion localization. The coding region runs from base 136 to 2802 and encodes 888 amino acids. NCBI's taxonomy places the organism in Eukaryota, Filasterea, Ministeriida, Capsasporidae.
CUUCAUUCUUUUUUUUUUUUUGUGUGUUUCGGCUGCUUUCGAUUUCUUCAAAGCUCAAACAGACUUUCAAGAAACACCAAACCCCAACAGGCUUGUUGCUGCUUCUGUUUCAAAAAAAUCACAAAACCAACGGAAAUGGCGAGCACGAACGGCGGCGCAAAGCACGCGAAUGGACACGCUGCUGCAACGCCAGUGCGCGGCUCGGCGUCGUCGCUGCAACGCGCAGAGUCGCUCGAUACGCCCGUCUCGCGUAGGCUGCGCGAGGAGGUGCAGUCGCAGAGCGCACCGUCUCCUCUGCGCAAGUUCCGCGUCGGCAAGCUGCAGAUUUCAGCCCUGUUUGACCGCCUCAGAACGCUGCUCUCGGACUGCAGCGCGUUUCUCGCUGCCACCCACAUUGAGGCGGACGAUUUCAUGAAGGAACAGAAGGAAAUUGGCGUCUUCUCGUCGCAAGUGAGCAGCAUCUCCAAGCUGUUCGAGCGCGAUCACAUGAAGGUGGUCUUUGUCGGCCAGACGUCCAACGGCAAGAGCACCGUCGUCAAUGCCAUGUUGUACAACCGCAUUCUCCCGUCGGGCAUCGGCCACACCACCAAUUGCUUUGUCAGCGUGUCGGGCAGCGACGCUAACACGCCCUACAUUAUCGACUCGCUCUCGUCCGAGCAGCAGCCGAUUUCCAACGUUCUACAGCUUGCCAACGCUCUCCAUCCUGAAGGCUCCCUCAACCAGAGCGGUCUAAUUCGCGUCUUUUGGCCCACCACCAAGUGCCGUCUUCUUGGAGACGAUGUCGAUCUGAUUGACAGUCCCGGCCUCGAUCUGUCCAACGACAUCAACCAAUGGAUUGACGACUACUGCAUGGACGCCGAUGUGUUUGUUCUCGUGGCGAAUGCCGAGGCCACGUUGAAAGUGGCGGAGCGCGCCUUCUUCUUCAAGGUCAACGAAAAGCUCUCCAAGCCCAACGUGUUCAUUCUGAACAACCGCUGGGAUGCGAGUGAUAACGAGAUUGACGACUCGCCCGAGCGGGUUCGCGAGCAGCACCUCGAGUAUGCGUCCAAGUUCUUGGCAGACGAGCUCAAGGUGGUGUCGCGUUCCAAGAUUCUAGACCGCGUCUUCUUUGUGUCUGCCCGGGAGACCCUCCUUUACCGCACCACCGAGAACUGGACCCGGUUCAAAGAGUCGCAGGCUGUGCGCGAUCGCUACGACGAGUUUAGGCGCUUCGAGCAGGCCUUUGAGCGCACCAUCUGCAAGUCGGCCAUGAAGACCAAGUUUGAGCAUCGCAUCGUGCGCGGCCUUGACAUUGCGUACUCGCUGGCCGAAAUUGCUGGCAAAGCCGAGACCUUGUCCAAGGAACAAAUCUCGGGCCGCAUCAAGGAAAUCAACGAACGCAAGGAGAACGCCGCGCGCAUCCGACAGCUGGGCGAGCGCAGCCUCAAGUGCUGCUCCGCCCUGGUUGAUCGUCUUGCGGCUACAUCCCGUGCCUCGGUGGCCCGCGCCAUGAACGAGGAGAUUGACCACGUUUUGCCUCACAUUGUCGCCGAGUUUAGCUAUUCGCAAUUCCGCCCACAGCAUCUCCUUCAGUACAAGCGAAUGCUGAACGACCACAUUGAGGGCCAUCUUGGCAGCGACUUGAACAAAAAGUGCGCCGCCCGUCUCAUCAUGGCGUUUGAUGAAACCAAGUCCGAGAUGCAGCGCAUUGUGGCCAACGUCCUCGUCGUUCCCGACGCAAGUUCAAGCAGCAUGCUUGCCAAUGGUGCGUCAGCUUUGCUCGAGACGUUGAACAACGGCACCACGACCUCGGCUGCCGAGGACGCCGAACUCGAGUCGCUCGCUGUUCCUGCCGACGUGGUCAUUCCGGCCAUUCUGAAAGCCAUCCAGACGCAGUCCAUCUCCACCAACGGUUCGCUCAUCGAGUUCAACCUGGAUUGCAAGGGGCUCUCUGAUAACUUUGAGGAGGACAUUGCCUUCCGGUUUUCGUUGGGCUGGCACACUGUUGGACCCAAGCUGCUCGGUCCCCGCCUCUAUCCUGCAUUCUCUGUGGUCAUCUCUGCUGUUGCGAGCAAGUUUUCGAUUGCCUCCGGCUUUGCCAACGCUCGCCAGCAAAACAUGCGCAGCGCUGCUGCCCUUGCGUCAGGUUCCCCCACCCCUGCGGCGGGCACCAUCGCGCGGACUGCCUCGUAUGUGAGCGUCCAUACCGCCCAGUUCAACGGCGACGCAGCAGCGGGCUCCGCGUCCGAGCUGGCGUUGGCAGCAUCGGCAUCGCAGGAUGCCGUCGCCUCCUCAAGCGUCACCGCUGAGGCGGCGCUCACGCUUGCUGAUCGCGUGGGCCUGGUUUUGUCCACCCCGUCCUCGUACGCGGUGGUGACCAUCCUUGCGACACUGGUAACCCGCCCGGGAGUCUGGAAGCUGGCGGCCUUGUCGGGCGCAGCUUUCGGCAGCCUUUAUCUGUACGAGUAUGCCCUGUACACGAAUGGCGCGAAAGAACGCCGCUUCAAGGAGCAGUUUACUCGUCACGCUGCCUCCGAGCUGCGCCGUUCUGUUCGCCAGACCAGCCACACCGUCAGCAUCUCCCUCCAAAGCCGCCUGUCCUUUUACGUCGACGAGCUGCGCAACGCUGUGCGUCAGACCGAAGCAACCUUGACGGCCGAGAUUGCGCGAGCUGAGCGCGAAGUGGCCAUGAUGCAGGAUGCCAUUUCGAAAGCGGGUCUUCUCCACCACGAGGCUCUUUCCAUUCGCAAAGGCCUGGCGGAUGCACAAGAGACCUUCAUCGAUGCCGAGCAGUCUUCGAGCAGCGGACACGAGGAAGCGUAAAUCGUCAGCCUGGUUUUUUUCCCGUUGAAUUUACCCCCAGUCGCUGCCUUGUCGUUUGAAACUUUUGGAAUAUUUUGAUUUGGUGGCCAACAAGCAUUUUUUCAAAUCGCUUUUACCUCUUGUUUGUUUUUCUCUUUCUUUUUGAACGGCUGACGGGCCUUGUUUUCGAUUGUAUUAUUGUUUUUGAUUGUAUUAUUGUGGUGUAUUGCGUGUUUUUUGUUUUUUAACAACAAAUACAAAACGAAAAAGAAGCGGUCCC